GGCGGCAAGCGGCGUUCACACGUUCCCGUCAUCCACUUCGGUACUACCCGGCUCGCAGUCGAGCGUCGUACGCUGCGCGGUUCGGUUACGACAUUUGCUUGCCUCCGAUUCUCUGUCCGAUCCCUGCUGUGCCCGGCUUAUACACGUAUCCGAUGUGCACGGAUCUACGUUUGACUGGGUGCACGCGUCUUUCUACGAAAGUGUGUCAGUACGAGAUGGAACAAGCGAGCUAGAGAGGGGAAGAGAGAGAGAGAGAGAGAGAGAGAGAGAGAGAGAGAGAGAGAGAGAGAGAGAGAGAGAGAGAGAGAGAGAGAGAGAGCGAGAGAGAGAGGGGGAUAGAGGAGGAGUACGCGACAAGAAACGCGAGUGCUUUUUCGCCGCAGUGCCAAGACGGAUUAAGGACGGAGGCGCGAGAGUCAGAGUGAGGGAAUCGUGACCUCCGAUGGAUCCUCCGAGGAACGAAGCUACUCUACGGCGUGCGAAGAUUUAACGACGCUCGAAAAAUUACGCGAGGAAAAGUGUCGUGAAUGUGUUGAUACGUACGACGGACUACUUGAACGCGCGAGAGUCCGUGCAAAGUUUACAACGUUUCCGUCUAUUUCCGCGUUUAUUAAGCAAUGUAUUCGGAGAAGUGUAUUUGGUUCGCGGUAAUGUAAUCGCGAUGAAUCGCCCCGUGCCGUGAACGGUGUAUGAAACGAAAGAGGAGAGAGAGGAGACUAAGAAAGCUGGAGCCUCUUCCGAAUCACGAGGAUGCGUUCGAGCCUACGAAAUGGUGAAAUGAUCGUGUACACGGUGUAUCGUGGACGCUGCAGUGAUUUCUAAGAAGCAACUGUCCAAGACAAGGAUGUACCCCGCCCCGGCGAGACAUCCCGCCGCUCCCGGUGGCGGCGGUAGCGGCGGGGCUGCUGGCGGGCUGAAAUUCACGGUUGCGGACACUUGCGAGAGGAUCAAAGAGGAAUUCAAUUUCAUCCAGCAGCAGUACCACUCACUGAAGCUUGAGUGCGAGAAGUUAGCCAGCGAGAAGACCGAGAUGCAAAGGCACUACGUUAUGGUAAGGCACUUUUAUUACGAGAUGUCAUACGGCCUCAACGUUGAAAUGCACAAACAGACGGAAAUCGCCAAGAGACUGAACGCGAUAAUCGGGCAAGUGCUUCCGUUCCUGGCGCAAGAGCAUCAGCAGCAGGUGGCCAGCGCUGUGGAGAGGGCGAAGCAAGUCACCAUGUCUGAACUGAACGCCAUUAUCGGGCAGCAACAGCAGCAAGGUCUUCAGCAGCUAUUGCAACAGAUCCAUGCGCAGCAACUGCCCCACGGUGCGGUGGUCGGCGGUCUUCCACCGGGUGGUCUGCUGGGCUUCGCAGGUGCGGCCGCGGCGGCCGCAGCCGCGGGUGUGCCGCCGCACUUGGCGCCGCCGCCGCAUCCCGCGACCGCGGCUGCGGUCCAGGCACAGGCGCAAGCGCUCCUGAAACCCGCCGAUCUACAGCAGCAUCGUGCGGCCGCGGAGACGCCCGAGGAUCGUAAGCCGAUCGCCCUGCCGGACGAGAGGCUCGGCCAUCGCUCGGUCUCUCCACCUGAGAAAUUUCGCAGCCGCACGCCCGACCUCGAGAGCGACUCCAAGAGGCGGAAGGAGGAGAAGUUAGGACACGAGAGCGAUGCUGAGAAGAGCGACCAGGAUCUGGUCGUCGACGUGGCGAACGAGGAGGCGUCGUCGCCGCACGCGAACGGAGAGCACUCGGACCCACGUGAAAACGGCACCCUGGAGAAGCUGGGCGCACCGGGCCACGUUGGCGGACCGGUAUCCGGCGCGGGCUCGGCAUCCGUAAAGGACAGGCCGCCGUCGCGCAGCGGCAGCUCCUCCGCCCGUAGUACACCGUCUCUGAAAAGUAAAGAUGUCGACAAGCCGGGUACACCUGUGGCGGCGGCGAGGGGCUCGCGCAGUUGUACGCCAACUAUGGGCGGCAUCCCUGGGUCCUUGGCGCGGGUCUAUCAUCCGCCAUCGUCGCAGCAAACGCCACCGCAGGGUUAUCAGGGCUUGCCAUCCCGCGGCAAUGAGCCGCCGCAGUCGCCCUCGCCAUACAGCAACUUGCCAUACGCGCGGCCCUCCAUGAUCGGUUUCGACGGUCACAUGAGGAUACCCGCGAGUAACGGACUGAACAACAUCGCAGGUGGCAAGCCAGCGUAUUCCUACCAUAUGAACGGCGAGGGGCAACUACAGCCCGUACCAUUCCCCACGGACGCUUUGGUAGGACCGGGUAUCCCGCGUCACGCACGUCAGAUUAAUACCCUGACGCAUGGCGAGGUGGUCUGUGCCGUUACGAUUUCGAAUCCGACCAAGUACGUCUACACCGGCGGCAAAGGUUGCGUCAAGGUCUGGGACAUUGGCCAAAGUGUCGGCAGCGCCAGCGUGAAACCAGUUUCCCAGCUAGACUGUUUGCAACGUGACAAUUACAUUAGGUCCGUGAAACUUUUGCCUGAUGGAAGGACCUUGAUAGUCGGCGGAGAAGCCAGCCAACUGAGCAUCUGGGACCUAGCGAGUCCCACGCCUAGAAUUAAAGCGGAGUUGACUUCGUCGGCGCCCGCGUGUUACGCCCUCGCGAUCUCGCCAGACUCAAAGGUCUGCUUCAGCUGCUGCAGCGACGGCAAUAUCGCCGUGUGGGAUCUCCAGAAUCAGACGUUGGUCAGGCAGUUCCAGGGUCACACGGACGGUGCGUCCUGCAUCGACAUUUCCGCCGACGGAUCGAAACUGUGGACCGGUGGUCUCGACAAUACCGUACGCUCCUGGGACCUUCGUGAGGGGAGGCAGUUGCAGCAACACGAUUUCACCUCGCAGAUAUUCUCCCUCGGUUACUGUCCCACCGGUGAGUGGUUGGCCGUCGGGAUGGAGAACUCAAACGUCGAGGUACUCCACGCCACCAAGUCCGACAAGUAUCAACUGCAUCUGCAUGACUCUUGCGUGCUCUCGCUGCGUUUCGCCUCCUGCGGCAAAUGGUUCGUCUCGACCGGCAAAGAUAAUCUGCUGAACGCGUGGCGUACGCCCUACGGUGCUUCAAUAUUUCAGUCCAAGGAGUCGUCGUCGGUGCUGAGCUGUGACAUUUCCGCGGACGAUAAGUACAUUGUGACCGGAUCCGGCGACAAGAAGGCCACUGUAUACGAAGUGAUUUACUAAGUCUAUUCCUAAUAAAGAGACUUGCCUUUUCCUCUUUAAUAAACGUUAAAAUCAUAAACUUCGUUAUUGUGCAUUCUACCCUUUCGAGGAAGAAGGGCAUGAAGAGCUGCCGCAAUUGAGGAAACCCUCGGCGACGUUAGAGAGUUUGACUGAUAAAUGUGUACAUAUACGCAUACGCGAAUCUGUAUUGUAACAGAAUUACAAAUAGAGGACUGAAAAGUGUGUGUGUGUGUGUGUGUGUGUGUGUGUGUGUGCGCGCGCGCGCGUGCGUGCGCGCAUUUCUAUGAAUGAGCGGGAUCAGCGAUGUAUAUUAAUCUCGCACGUGCGCGUCCCGAUUUCGCGAAUGCGCGAGUCCCGAUUCUCCAAUUACGCAGUACGUAUGCGUAAUAUCCUAAACGCGGACGAGAUUCGUAUUUAUCGCGUGUAUACAACGAGCGUACGCGUUAACGAUGGAACGGGGUUCCAUCCAACUGGAACGAUUCGCGUACGCACUAAAGUAAACGAGAAGAGCCUUCGCAAACGGUGAUGUUAGAUAUACAGAGUGAUUCUUGAUUGCACGCUCCCUCUAUGGAAACGAUACUUCCCGGCAACAAGUUUAGAGUCCAAAACAAGAAAAAGAUGCGGAAUACGCGCAUAGGUUUUUUUAGCUUUUAAAGUUAAAGUUUUUUUCUCUUCCAAGUUAAUAAGUUAAAGUAUGUUUUAAACACUUUUCUCGCUGUGAUACACGUUAUGUUCUACAAUUCGAUGUUUUAUACUUAAUAUUUGUGCAUAUUACAGUUUUGAUAAAUAUCGUAGCAUAUACAUUGUUGUAGUAAAAGGAAUGGACAUUCCGAUGACACUAUCUUCAAUUCGUAUAUUUUCUUCUUAUUUUGGACUCUAGAUUUCUAAAAUAUUGACGAACAAUUAAGAUUCACUUUAUAUAUGUGAUCUUGUAGUUACAUAAACGUAGGCUUAUAACGCGCCUAAAAUGGACAGCCGAUAAAAUGGUGACAUCAAGAUUAGCCUGGUUUAAUCACUGAAAAAACCGCAUUACGCUUUUUAAUAAAUAGAUAUGUGAUCGUCGAGACAAAUUAUUUCGAAAUUUUGCAACUACUGUAUCUUCAAAGAAAUCGUGUUUUUUUUUCUCAUUUAUCUUCCUGAACAGUAAAGAUACAGUUUAAGAAUUAAAAAAGCAUAUUAAAAAAUGUAGAACGUUUUCAAUAUCGUCUUUGCGACAUGCGUGUUUUUUUUUUAAAGCUCGAUUGGCAGACUUUCAUUAUUCAGAUAUAUCUUAUUGACGUAAACUAAUAAUUCGUUAUGAAUAAUCACGCAGAUCAUUAGAUUCUUGAUUCGAUUAAUGAUUCGAUAAUCUCUCAUUUUGACGGAGAAAAAUUACGACGUAUCGAGUUAUAAUUUGCCUGCGGAACGAUAUGACACGUCGGACUUGGAGCCGUCUCCUCCGAUCUCGUCAGUGUCAAUAUCAAUGUCACGAUGCCUGACGCUGUUCGAAACAUCGACUCGUGGCAUAAACUAGUUUGUGCGCGAAUAUCUUUUUGCAUAAAUAUAACGCGACACCUACGUGUAAUAACCGAAUUUCUACGUGAUAUAGCGCGUCUGCGUGACGACGAAUGGCAAAUACAAAUCCCUGUACAGAAUCCUUGUACAUAUUCGACGAUUGUGAUUAACAAUUAUAACGAGACGUAUGGUGUAUGGCGCGCUACAGUGCACACGGCAUACACACGAACUCUUUAAAUAUACCUAUGUAAAGUACAAUCCCCCGUGCACAAUCGAAACAAAACUAUUUCUCUACUUUAAUUAGGUGACACUCGACACGCGUGCGGAGAUCAAUAGAAGCGAAUAACUUUUGUUGCAAUGUUUAAUAUUAGUUAAAUCGACAAAUUAUCCUCUCCUUUAAUAAAUUCAACAUUACGCAGAAUUAAACUCACGAUAUAUCUAUGUUAAAAAAAAAAGAUUAAUUUGAUGAUUGACACCGAUUGAUUGUUCCAUUUUAUUCGGAAGUUUUACCCAAGGUAUUUUUUAUCUGUCUUUAUUUAUUUAAGAAAAAAAAACGAUAAAGAUAGGCACAUGCUUAUCUAAUGGGUAAGUUUACUAAGAAGUUAGGACAAUUGGCCCUUAGUGCGACUGUACAAUAAAAUAAAAGCUAUUUCCCAAUCUGCUUUCGAUUGAUCUUCGCUCAGAAAUUAGCUGAAUAAAAACUCGCAACAAACAAAGCGAAUUGUAAUAAUGCAUUACUGAAAUGAGUAAAUUCAUUAAAUUAUACAAUCCUUCAUUAUGUUCUUGAACGUAUAUUAAAGCCGAAUGAAUUUUGGAAAGAAACAGAUGGUUAUACUUUAUUUGAAUUUAGUCGAUGAAAAUAGUUUUCGUGAUUCUCGUCUUACUGGUGAAUAUGACGAAAUGGCGAAGAAAAGAUUUAAUCGAUGCGUUAUAUGUAGAGAAAAGAUAUGUCAUGUAACUAGUGAUAACGUAACCGCAAAUUUUUUGAAGAAAUAAAUACGGAUCCAUUUUU
Molecule: messenger RNA, 5669 nt
Organism: Monomorium pharaonis (pharaoh ant)
Lineage: Eukaryota; Metazoa; Arthropoda; Insecta; Hymenoptera; Formicidae
Gene: gro
Product: protein groucho
Exons: 16
Coding region: 845-3163 (772 amino acids)
Biological process (GO): regulation of DNA-templated transcription; negative regulation of canonical Wnt signaling pathway
Cellular component (GO): transcription regulator complex; nucleus
Molecular function (GO): protein binding; transcription corepressor activity
Source: RefSeq, a predicted model, not a curated record